Molecule: messenger RNA, 2389 nt
Organism: Schistocerca cancellata (South American locust)
Lineage: Eukaryota; Metazoa; Arthropoda; Insecta; Orthoptera; Acrididae
Gene: bora
Exons: 12
Coding region: 354-1604 (416 amino acids)
Source: RefSeq, a predicted model, not a curated record
CUUUGAUCAUAUUAGUUGUGUUGCGCAUGCUCUGUGUUGUGGCGGCGAAAUGCGAAUGCUGUGAAAUUGAAAGGAAAUGUGUUUCGAAGAGUUGACAUAUUAUGUUACUCAUCAUCAUCGGAAAACGCGAAUGUCCUUGGUGAUGGUUCAGUGAAACAUAUUUCUUAUUAGCAACAACCAUACAUUACAUAAAGUAAUGAUAGUUUGCCACAAGGGAAAUCUUCAUUUGCUUGCAUUUCUGAAGAUAAGAAAGAAGCAAAAUACAUGGAUGUCACUCAUUCAUAGCAGUGAGAGGUCAGUGGUUCAGGAAGCAUACAGAAGUCCAUAGCACUGUAGGAAAAUCCAAGUGACAAAUGUACGCUAACCACAGCACAUGGGGAAAUGGCGUAGCAGGAUGUGUAUACACACCCACAGCUGCAAAAGGGUUUGGCAUGGUCCAAGAGAUGAAUAAAUAUUCACAAACUAAAGACCUGAGCAGUCCCUCAGAAGACAGUGGAUGUGCAGAAAUUACUGGCUGUUCCUCAGAGGAUUUUUCAAGAACCUCAUUUGAUCGUUCCAUUAGAAAUCCAUUCUAUAUCAGCUAUGUGGACAGACUGAGAUAUCCAGUAUGCAGCCCUUCUCUUUUCAAAAGCACUGGAAAAACGAGAGCUGAUGUCAACAGAGAAACUGAUAUAUCAUCAUUGAUAUCCCGUGAUUUUGAUGAAAGUGAGAGCGUAAUUUUUGAUGAGACAUUGGAUCCUGAGACUGAAAAAGCAGCUCAAGAAGCCAUUUCCAAGUUUUUUGAAGAUGAAUCUAAAGAUCUCUUUGUCACACCUGACAAAGUGGUAAAUUCAUUUUUAUUAAAUCCAGAAGAGGAGCGGGAUGAUGAGGAUAUUUCUUUGCCAUAUACCUGUGACCCAUCAACUCUUCAGCAUGAUAUUAAUCUUAGUACCACGUGGGCACAAACAAACAUCACAUUCCCUCCAAAUCUACCUGAGGAAGUUGAGGCAGCCUUAGCUUCAUACAGAAAGCAAGAUGAGAAUGAGCUUCUGAAGUUAGCUACAUGCAGAGUAUGUGAUACAGAAUGUGGGAGACACUUACAAGGUACUGAGACUGAUGACCAGGAAAUGAAUCUCAGAAGUGUUAAAACACUUGAAAGUAGUUCUCAGACAGUUCUGAGCCUCUCGAAAAGACUGCCAGAAGCAAUGGAAUCCCUCUUAUCUACGUAUGAAACGUUCAUUGAGGAAAUCUGCACUGAUAUAAGGAUGUCGAUGAUGAAACGUCAACUGUUCAGCGAACAUUGUGCUUCAUCUCCACAGUUACAUAGUAGCAGCCCUCUGUCAAUGUUAAAUGAUACUAGUCCUCCACAAAGUGGGUCAUCAUUUACACCUCAGUGUGCUGCUGUCAGGUUAAGACACCAUGGGUCCCCAAUGGGUGACAUUUUAUCACCCACAGGUGUGUCACCUAUUGCAAGACCUUCAAGGGCAAACAGAUUUCUAUCAAAAUUGGAUUUUGUUAAUUGUCAGUUUGAGAGAGCAUCGUCAAUGUCUCCUCCAGCAUUCUUGCGACUGAAAGGUUCAGUUUUUCCUUUGUCAGAAGAAGAUGAAAACUCACAAAGGAACUAAGAAGCCACUUGUAAUGCAUGUUGUGAAAAUAGGAAUUGAUCUAUUUUUGCUGUUCAUUGUAAUGCAUUUUUAAUCAUGUGCCAUCUUUGUGUAGUGUUUAUGGAAUUAGUAUUUAAUGGUGUACACUAGUUUUAAAAUUGCCUAAAAAUUGGGUUGUAAUAGAAAAUGACAUUGAAAUUGUUAUGUGUGGGGUACUCUGCAGCUUGUAAGUAUGUGUUAAAAGGUAUCAUGCUGUGCACUAUGAGCUCCAUAAAAAAAGCCAGACCAGUAUUAAUGCACUAUCACCAGUGGCAUCCACCCAAAUUCCAGUCUGACAAUUAAGUAUUUGUAAAUGCAGUUGAUGAUGCACAGCAAAAUGUCUUUUAACAGAAACUUGCAGUAUAUUAUAAUCGGCAAUUAUUUUUAAAUCAAGUUACACAAGAAAUUCUAGAAUGACUGAUACAUGAAUUUCAAAGACAAUGUGGUGAAUAUUGUGAAAUGACUAUUUCCAUUUAUUGGAACUGCUAUUGUGCAUUGAGUUGGAAUAUCAAGAAGUUCUAGCUAUAUUUGAUAUUUGGAACUGAAACAGUGCUUGUUGAAUAUUGGCACUAUUUAUAUUUGCGGGAAUUGUUAGUGACACAGUUCAGUGUCGGAAGCAUUUUACACUUUGGAUGCAGUGCCAGUUUAUAUUUUAAAGUUCUGAUUUAGUAAAUCAUGUAAUGAAUUUUAUAGUACUGAAAAUGAAUGUGGAGCUAUUUUUAUAUUUUUUUAAAAUAAAAAUGUUUUUCAGCAUUGGUUUAAUGUUA